UGCAACCUCAUUUUCAAGAAUGCCUACACAAUAACUAGUUACGCUGCCCAUAACUAGCCCAGGGGAUUAAAGCCACAAUGUGUGACCACAUCCGUAGUUAGGAGUGGAGCGUGUCAAACAUCCCCAACUUUCCCCUAACCAUACUACAGAUAUAUUGCGGUCAAGGAGUUCUUCGGGGGUGGUUUUGCAACUAUGGAUCGUGCCAGCACUCGCCAGAUUCGGUCUGCCUGUGACCGGUGCCACUCGCAGAAGCUUCGAUGCGAGAGACAGCAAGGCGGCCACAGCUGUUUGAGAUGCUCUCGGACUGAGGCCCCGUGUGUCUACAGCGUACGGCAGCCGAGGACUGUAUUUCGACCGCCCCGCCCUCGUUCAAAAAGGCGAAGAACACAGGAUCGUGUUGAGGAUGGAGAUGGCAGCCGGGAACUAAAUAUGAACACUCAACUCGAGAACCCCUUUGGCAGUGCGGUUGCUGAAGAGACGCCCGAUGGCACAUACCCGGCAGCUUUCGACCCUACAUUUGGCCAAUGGCCUGAAACUCUCCAGUUGCCUCAAGACAUAUCAGUUCCAGUGUGUGAUCAGUUGUCACUUCCGGACUUCAGCAACAGUUUUGUUGAACCCAUCCUGCCCAUCCCUAGCCAAACUUUGACAGACAGGAGUCAGGCCAUACCUCGCAUUCUGGAGGAUAGACCAAGCGUGACGCUUCAGCACGUUCGAAAGUUGGCAGAUUUAAAUGUAAAGCUGUGUGAGCAUGUCGCAAAAAUGCCACUUGUCUCUGCUAACCUAUCCGAGGUACAAAUCUUGGUUGCCAACCGCAUUUUUGAGAUUGACGAAACCUUUGGUCUCAUCCAAACCUUGCUAGAUGUCACAAGUGACAUUUAUUCGCAUAGUAUCUUGCCAUCCGAAAAACGACCUCCCGCAGAAGGGAUCUUGCCAACCCCCUCGUCAUCGUCUUUAUUUUCUCACAACAACCAAAAGGAUCAACCAUCCGCCGCCACGAGCCCAUCAGCAGGCACCAGCCCAGAUAGCUACGUUCCAGAUCGAGCCACCUUUCUCCUCAUAUUGUCCUGCUACGAUCGCGUGAUGGACAUCUGCCAGUGUCUUUUUAUUCAUAUCGAAUGCUGCAUCAAAAACCUCGCUACACCCAUGGGAACUGAAGCACAGGUUGCGCAGUUACCAGAACUCAGAAUCGGAUCCUACAAACCCCCCAUUUCGUCCGCGGUUGCCAUGAAAAUGUUCCUCUUCCAUACCAUGGCACGUCAACUUCUCGUGCAGCUGCGGACCGUUUUGGGGGCACACGAGUCCAAAACCACCGCCACCACCACCACUGCAGCCGGGAGAGAGGGGCAGGAACGAGAACGGGGCAUGAAUGUUCUUAGAGACGGGACAGACGGAUAUUGUACGCGGCCGUUCGGGGACGACAGCUACCGAGGUCGGCACGCCGAUAUUCCACAAGGCUACUACUGCUAUACGAAUGCAGAAGCUACACCACGUAUUGACCUUGUAGACAAGAGUCGCCAUGAUAUAUUGACUCGCGCCUGUGGGAUAUCUGAACAGGUUACCAGUAUAGGGAAAUUGCUGAUGGAUAUGUCAAUCCCCAGUCAGAUAUUUCGCCCUGAUCAAUUGUGAGAAUAAGGGCUGGACUGUAAUCGCCAACCAUGCAAUUCCAAUUCUGCAACAUGGAGGACGGAACUUGCCCAUGAUUCACGGUCUUUAUCACGUAGAUUUUAAGAUUGGGGGGAUGAAAAAACUGAAAAGCCGGCCUAAAUCGGCACCACAACGCAGGGGAUUCUCUAGCUAGGACCUAGAGCGACAAUUGCCAGACAGACAGACACGAGAUCAUCGACACGCUUCCUGAACCCUUCAAAAUCCCACUUAAUCCACAGUGUAAUUUGGCCACACUGAUUGGAAGUAGCUCCGCGUCGUUUGUUCAUUGCCAUUCAUUCCUCCAUCAAAAAACGACAUCAUCAAAAUUGAGGACUUUUUAAAGUUUUUUCGGCUUUCUGCGUCUAGGUUCAUAGUCGGUCCUUCGCCUCUUCAGUUAAGCAUUCAACGCCUUGCUUUUCAGUAUCGUGUAAAAAGGUUUGCCCCUUGCGGCCAAAUCAAUCGUUCGUCACAUGGGAUCUCAAGCCCUUAACCUCAUCCAAAGUUGGCGGCAAGAUGUUGGUGAUAGCAACGGAUUCACGAUAACAGCUUCAAGUGUAUAUAGCCUAGAGCUGGUAAUCAACAGAUAUAAGCCCCACUGGCUUAGUGAGUCGGUGACAUCAUCGACGAACUUCAAUAUCGAAGUCGACAACAAAAAAAAUGCAUAUGCCAGCACCAGUUCCUCCUACCGCGGAGUUUUACCAACACAUUCCAUGGAGGAGAUCAAAGAUUUACCUAGUAUAAGAUGAGAAAACGUGAAAAUGCUCACAGUCACAUUGCUUCCUCACCUCCCCACACGCAACACACAUCUCGCUUUUGAGAACACAGAAAAUAUUUUAUUUUGCCAAUGCCAAGAACAAUAUAGAAGCAAGAUGCUCACUUCCGAUCUGCGGGCCACAAAAAACGUUUUUUUUUUUUAUCUCACACUGAUAUAUAAAUUCCUCUUUUUCUAUCGCUUUGUGCCCUUUGGAUAAUCUAUUUGAAAAGACGUUCUGGCUUUUCUUCGUUAAUAUAAAUCCCGCCGAAAAAAUAUAAAUUUACCACAUUAAUUCCAUAAAGGACAUUUAACACCGGCCCCUUUUAUGCAUAUAAU
Blastomyces dermatitidis ER-3 is the source of this 2734-nucleotide messenger RNA. RefSeq lists its product as uncharacterized. The transcript has 2 exons. Lineage: Eukaryota; Fungi; Ascomycota; Eurotiomycetes; Onygenales; Ajellomycetaceae. Bases 193 to 1626 code for a protein of 477 amino acids. Gene Ontology annotation, molecular function: DNA-binding transcription factor activity, RNA polymerase II-specific; zinc ion binding. Gene Ontology annotation, biological process: regulation of DNA-templated transcription. The record is from RefSeq and is a predicted model, not a curated record.